Molecule: messenger RNA, 3256 nt
Organism: Sesamum indicum (sesame)
Lineage: Eukaryota; Viridiplantae; Streptophyta; Magnoliopsida; Lamiales; Pedaliaceae
Product: influenza virus NS1A-binding protein
Biological process (GO): response to endoplasmic reticulum stress
Molecular function (GO): protein binding
Source: RefSeq, a predicted model, not a curated record
UUUGUUUGGAAUGGCUGUCGCUGGAGUGGAGGGGUUGUAAUUGUAAUUGAGAACCCCUCUUUAGCACCCACCUCUCUCUCUCUCUGUUUCGCGCUUUUCCUUGUUUUAAUUCUUUCUGUUUCAAAACUAGUACCAUUUGCUGCUCACAUACAUACCAACUUUUGCACGUCUCCGCAUUAACUCUUUUAUUAUACGCACACCAAAUGUAUUUUUUUUUUUUACUUAUUUAACAGAAUGUGUGUUUCUGUGUGUGUGUUUUGUAUUCCAUUUCAGAUCAUGGAUUCAUUCUUUCUUAUGCUUUCUCUGCUGCUUUUGUUUCAUUUCUCAAGUGGGUUUAAUCAUCUUCUUCGCUUCCUCAUACUUUAAUCAAAUGAUUCCUUUCCAUUUUUUAUGGGAACAUCAAUUCUGGUGCAAAAUUUUCCACCUUUGGGUUUUAUUUUUAUGCAGUUUACUUGAAUUGGAUGAUUUCAUGGUGGAGGGUUUCACUUUAUUUCUUUUUGCUGGAACCCACUUCCUUGUUAUCAAUUAUAUGCAUGAUCAUCAUAGAAUGUUUACGGUAUUAGUUGAGAUUUUCAGUACUGGUAUUGGAUAAUGCCUUGUGUUUCUUUUCAAGCUCCGCGUUUCAGUAUUCUGAUGUAAUCUUGAGUCUGAUUUUAGCACAACUUCACUUUUCUCAUGCCUUCUUCUUCUUCUACUUCCCUUUGCCCUCUUUUCUUUUCUUUUUUUUUCCUUAUUGAAUGCAUUAUGGGUGUUUUCCCAUGAUGAUUAAGGAAGAGUAUUGUUGACUCGUAUAACAAGUUAGGACUCAUCCUCGGGAAAAAUGUCAUCUGUUAGAUGAAAAGAAACAGCAGGAACAGACUAUAUUCCUUAUUUCAUAAGAUUAUUAAAUGGGUAAUUUAUCUUCUGAUGUCUGAUAUGAGUGUUAUGUUUGUUUGGUAUCUAUUUUGCUCUUACAGGCAAUAACAAACAUACAUUUAAGCAAGACAGAUUAACUGCCACAGCUUGUUCCUCUACUAAGUAGCAAGCCCAACAAAUUGAUGACAACACAGAAGUCUUCAAUUCAAUCCCUUUGCUAGGCACAUAGAAUGGGAGUUGGUAGGAACACUCCUACCUUUUGUCUGAGUGAAACUUCUCCUUCUUGACGGAUGGCAUCUAAUGUGAAAUGGGCAAGAAAUUUGCAAAAAAGUCAACUUGGAGGCAUCAUAUUUGGUUGCACGAAAGACACUAUGAGAGAAUGCCUUGCCAAUCAACUCUUUGGUCUGCCAGCACAACACUUUUUAUAUGUGAAGAACAUUGAGCCAGGUUUGCCGCUAUUUUUGUUCAACUACAGUGAAAGAAAUCUUCAUGGCAUUUAUGAAGCUGCUAGCUCAGGGAAAAUGAGUAUUGAUUCAUAUGCUUGGACAGCAGAUGGUUCAGACAGAACGAAGUAUCCAGCUCAGGUCCAAAUACGUGUCCGCCUGCAAUGCCAAGCUCUUCCUGAGUAUCAGUUUAAGCCAAUAAUUAUUGACAACUAUUACAGUCAAAGCCAUUUCUGGUUUGAGUUAGACCAUGCUCAAGCAAGCAGGUUGAUGUCCAAAUUCUCCUCUUUAGGAGUUGCUCCAAGGCCCUUCAUACCACAAAAUCCGCCAAAGUGGAAUGUGAAGAUGCAGAGGUUUCCCUCAAAUGACAAGAGAGAGGAAAGUGGAGCGGCCGUGCCACCACCUUUGACAGAUGAUUUUGCUAACUCCAACGAUUCUAUUGGAACAUCAGUCACUUCAGAAGAUUCCGUCUGUUUGGACCAAAACAACCAAUUGAUGGAGCCAUCGUUACGCAACCAAAUGGUAGAAUUUGAUGAAAAGGGUCUUAUCUACAUGAAGUUGAAAGAAUUGUCACUCAGUUGUGAGUCUCGAGAUACAAAUAUGAUUGGACAUCUGUUAGGAGAUGCAUCCACAAGUGAAGUAGACUUGGAGCAUGAAACUCAUGAUGCUGAUAUGGUGAAUUCGGGAAAGAGGAGCGAUAGGAGUUCUCUUGAUUCACUUGAUUAUCCUGCUAUUAUAGCACAGUUGGUCAGGGAAAUGGAAGAGCUAAAGACUUUCAAGCAAGAGCAAACUGAAAAGAUGGAAAUUUUGGAAAAGAAGCUGGCUGAAGCAGAACAAGAAAUCCAUCGACUGGAAAAUAGAUGUGUGAUAUUGGAGUCUAUAUCUAAUACUUCAGUUAGGCUUUCUGGUGACAAUACGCCGAUUGAAUCUCCUGAUGGAUUUUAUUCGAAUCUUAACGAGUCUAUAUUAAUAGUGGGUGGAUAUGAUGGCAUAUCAUGGUCACCAGCAUUGCAUUCCUUCUUACCUUCCCAUGAUGUCUUGAGAUCUCUUAAGCCAAUGUCUUCUGCUCGAUCAUAUGCUUCAGUUGCGAGCUUUAAUGGAGAUCUUUAUGUAUUUGGUGGUGGAACUGGUUCUACAUGGUAUGAUACAGUUGGUGGCGGAAAUGGGGUUGAAUGCUUCUCAGAUGUAGAAAUGUUUGAUCCAUGUGUUGGACGAUGGAUUUCUGCACGCUCAAUGCUAGAAAAGCGAUUCGCCCUUGCUGCUGUCGAGCUCAAUGGUGCACUGUAUGUUGUUGGUGGAUAUGAUGGAAAUGACUAUUUGAAGUCUGCUGAAAGGUUCGACCCCAGAGAACAUUCCUGGAGCAGAAUUGAGAGUAUGGAUGCAAAGAGGGGCUGCCACUCAUUGGUAGCAAUGAAUGAGAAGUUAUAUGCCCUUGGUGGUUUUGAUGGGAUAACAAUGGUACCCAGUGUUGAGAUAUAUGAUCCUCGCCGCGGAACAUGGAUGACUGGGGAGCCUAUGAAUCAAGGCAGGGGAUAUUCAGCUGCUGCCGUUCUCAAGGACUCAAUUUAUGUUGUUGGAGGAGUAAAAACUGAUGAGGACAUAGUGGACAUGAUUGAGUGUUACAAGGAGGGUCAAGGUUGGGAAGCAACAAAAUUGAGGGCAGUAGGAAAGAGGUGCUUUGCCUCAGCUAUUGUAUUACAAGUGGAUUGAAGCAACGAGGGAUUGUUCUUGGGAUAGAAAUGUUGUUGCACGUUCUGAGGAGUAGGGCAGUUUGUUGGAUUAACCUCAUGUAGUGUACGUACAGACAUGAGAUGAGACAACAACAAAUAAUUACCCUCGCCCUGUUUGUAGCUAAUGAGCGAUUGAAGUGUUGUUCUGUAACGAGGAACAAACAACUGAAUCCUGAUAUGUAUGUUCAUAAGUUUACUCCAAACAAUACUAUAGCAAUGUCGUUGCAG